Messenger RNA from Bursaphelenchus xylophilus (pine wood nematode), 1492 nucleotides. Lineage: Eukaryota; Metazoa; Nematoda; Chromadorea; Rhabditida; Aphelenchoididae. The record is from the annotation of a GenBank genome assembly.
AUGAAAGUAACUAUAGAAGCCCGUGUUAGCAAGGGAAAGUAAGUGUUUUUUGCUAAAGUUACCGCAAUGUUUGAGUUAUUUCUAACAUUAUUUGAUUAUAGAGACCGAAAGGAAGUGGGUGAAAAGAGGAAUGAUCUCAUUCAGUACUUGAUAAAUAAGGGUUCUUUGCCCAAUUGGACUCCAGUCCUGAUCACUUGUCCUGACCUAAAUUCCUCCAUUGAUUAUGUUUUAGUUGGUCUAGAUAGUGAUGAUGAUACUGUAAGUGAAAUAUCUGUGAACACUUGUUUGUUUAGGAUGUCCAUAUUACUACUGAAUCUCAAAUUGUCUUUUAUUCAUCAAAAGACUUCGAACCAUGCGUUCAGGAGAUAUUCUUGGAUGAAAAUAGUAAUGAGGGUGCCGUUAGUUCAACGGUUUGGGAGAUCCCGAACACAGAGUUCGAUAGCAUUUGGGAGAAUCUUUUCUUUGACAAUAAUUUGAAGGGCGAGGUAGGUGCGACCUAAUUAUUAACUGAUUGCUUUCAGCUCCUUCGUUAUGCUUCUGGAGUCCUGAAGUUGUCCAGUUUGGGUGUUGAUAGGAAUGUGAUUGAUUUGAAUAGACUCAUAUUACUUCAUGGUGAGUAAUAUCUGCAAAGCAACAAAUUUAUGUCUUUUUAGGGCCUCCUGGGUCGGGGAAGACGUCGUUGUGUAAAGGAUUGGCUCAACGAAUCGCCUCGAGGUAUCAGGAAACAUACAAAAGGAGUAUAUUCGUUGAAGUUAACAGCCACAGUUUGUUCUCCAAGUGGUUUAGUGAGGUAAGAUUUAAAAAAAAAUUAUUCAAUUCUCGGUUUAGAGUGGCAAAUUAGUGCAAAAGUUGUUUGAUCAAGUAGCGGAGAUCGCCGAGGAACCUAGAAGUCUGGUGAUAAUGUUAGUUGACGAGGUUGAAAGUCUUGUGAUGAGUCGAUCCUCAGCCCAUUCGAAUGAUCCCUCAGAUUCCAUUCGAGCUGUUAAUGCAGUAAUCACUCAGAUCGACCGAAUUCGGCGAUAUCCGAAUGUCCUUGUUCUCACCACGUCCAAUAUCACAGAUGCUCUAGAUUCCGCGUUUUUGGAUCGGACAGAUAUCUCCAAAUAUGUUGGGAAUCCAUCAAAAAGAGCAGCAUCUAUUAUAUUGUCAAAGGCUGUUAAUGAAAUGAUUAGAGUGAGUUAUGCUCUUGUCUUCAACAAUUGACACCUACUUUGACAGUGUUUUCCAUAAAGAUAAGUGUGAUACUUUAGGUCGGCGUUUUUGAUGGACCAAUUGAAGUGGGUGACAACAUUAGCAAUAUUCUUAACAGGAACGACAACCAGAAAUUAAGUGGCCGUAUUCUAAAAAAAGCCCCAGUUUUGGCGUAUUCGAAGAUGAACAAUGUAAGCUACUUUUAAUAGGGAAAUUUUAUUUUUAGAAUGGUAAAAUUAAUCUCGAGAGUUAUCUGCGACAGCUUGAAAGUACGCUAGUAGAGCUGACCUUGAGGCCUUGA